AUGGCUCGUUCAUUCUCCAAUGUUAAAAUUGUAUCUGCUUUCCUUGCCAACAAAGUCUCUGCUGCUGCCACCGGGCGUGGAUACUCAGCGGCAGCUCAGGGCGGCGUGUCGAAGAGCCUGAGCGGCGGAGGGGUGGCGCCGAACAUGAUGUUGAAGAAAGGGGUGGAGGAAUCCAGCAAGACUACUUCAUGGGUACCGGACCCAGUCACCGGUUAUUACCGGCCGGAGAAUCAAGCGGCGGAGAUUGAUGCCGCCGAGUUGAGGGCGUUGCUUUUGAAGAAUAAAAUGAGAGCACACUAG
Fraxinus pennsylvanica is the source of this 300-nucleotide messenger RNA. The record is from the annotation of a GenBank genome assembly. NCBI's taxonomy places the organism in Eukaryota, Viridiplantae, Streptophyta, Magnoliopsida, Lamiales, Oleaceae.